This is a messenger RNA of Stegodyphus dumicola, 558 nucleotides long. It is a transcript of the gene RpS3, whose product is annotated as ribosomal protein S3. Gene Ontology annotation, molecular function: RNA binding; structural constituent of ribosome. Lineage: Eukaryota; Metazoa; Arthropoda; Arachnida; Araneae; Eresidae. Gene Ontology annotation, cellular component: nucleus; cytosolic small ribosomal subunit. The record is from RefSeq and is a predicted model, not a curated record. Gene Ontology annotation, biological process: positive regulation of apoptotic signaling pathway; translation.
AUUUGAUAUGAAAUUGUGUAUCAAUGCUGGUUUUAUUUUAUAUGCUUAUUUUUUUUAAUAGUUAUAUGCUGAAAAAGUAGCAGCAAGAGGUCUUUGUGCUAUUGCACAAUGUGAAUCUUUAAGAUACAAAUUGAUUGGAGGACUUGCUGUGAGAAGAGCCUGUUACGGUGUUUUGCGAUUCAUCAUGGAAAGUGGAGCAAAGGGUUGUGAAGUAGUUGUUUCUGGCAAGCUGCGAGGACAGAGAGCAAAAUCUAUGAAAUUUGUUGAUGGUUUAAUGAUACACAGUGGUGAUCCUACCAAUGAUUAUGUUGAAACUGCUGUACGACAUGUACUCCUUCGACAGGGUGUGUUGGGAAUUAAAGUUAAAAUUAUGUUGCCAUGGGAUCCUGUAGGCAAAAUUGGACCUAAGCAUCCACUUCCUGACAAUGUUAGUAUAAUUGAACCCAAAGAUGAAGAAUUGCCUCAAGCCCCUUACAGUGAAGCUAAGGGAGGUGAUGCCAAACCUCCUGUACAGGCUUAAAACAUGUACUAAAGAAAAUAAAAGAAAAUUUUUGUGGA